Messenger RNA from Acanthisitta chloris (rifleman), 1403 nucleotides. RefSeq names its product trimethylguanosine synthase-like. The annotation marks the transcript as partial. NCBI's taxonomy places the organism in Eukaryota, Metazoa, Chordata, Aves, Passeriformes, Acanthisittidae. The transcript has 5 exons. The record is from RefSeq and is a predicted model, not a curated record.
GGGAGGAUCAAGCAUCUGAGGAGGAGAACUGUUGUCCCAAUGUGAGAUUAAAGGUGGAUACUAAUCAUGCACUGGACCUGGAAGAGGCUGAACUAGACUCAGAGGCUGAGCUUAUGAAGAGUAUGGGAUUGCCUCUUCAGUUUGGGGGGCAGUCAGCCCACAGGGACUCUGUGGCAACAGAAAAUUAUAGAAAGAAAAGUAACAUGAAGAUUAUGAAAAAGAAAAAGAAGAAGAAAAAAGAGUUACAGCAAAAACAUGAGGAUAAAAUGGGGCAGGAUUGUGAGGAUCAAGCUUGUGGUGAUGGUAUCCAGUCUGUUUCUGGUGAAUUGGUCCUACCUACGGAGCAGUGUGAGAAGAGCAGCAAACCUCAGGUUGUAAUUGAAGGGAGCUGUGAAGGUUCAGAAAGCCUUGCAAAUGAGGCUUUUCCCAGUGAACUUAAAGAAAAAUGGGAGAAGUACUGGAGCGAGUACGGUGAGGGCCUUCUUUGGCAUAGUUGGUUGGAGAAGCAUCAAGACGGCUCAUCAUCUGAGGUCCCCACAGCCUCUGAACCUUGGAAUAGUCCAGACACGAAGGAGGAGUGGGAACAGCAUUAUAGUGAACUGUACUGGUAUUACUGGGAACAGUUUCAGUACUGGACAAGUCAAGGAUGGACUACUGAGAGCUCAUAUGGUGACAAGGUGGAGGUUAAUAGGGUUAUACAGGAGACUGGUCUUUCAGGAAAAAUGGACUUGGUUAGCCCAGUGCCUGAAUACAGUGAAGUGCUGAGCUUGGAGCUGUCUCCCUCUAACACCAGAAGUGAGGAAACACUCCCUUCAAGUGCUGAGCCCCACAGUGAAAUAGUCUCUGGGAUUUGUAAUUUAAAUCUGAAUUUAGAGGCAGUAGAGCAGAGCAGUUCAGCUUUAACAGUAGCUCACCAAGGUCCUCAAGAGCAUAGUUCAUCUGACAGUGGAAGCCAGAAGGAGCCCUGUGAUGGAGGAACCAGAAAAAGGGGUGCAUCUCAUGAAAAUAAAAAUGUUAACCAGUCAGGUGUGCAGGAGUCAUGUAGCUUGAAUUCAAAUGGAAAAGAGCAGUUGCUGCUUCAUGACCAAGAUGAUGAUGAGGAUGAAGAGCCUCCUGAAUGCAGACAUGCCAAAGUCAAAAGAAGCCAUGAACUGGAUGCAGAUGAAAACCCAGUGGAAGAUCCUGAGGAAACCUGCUCCCUGUUGGGUUUUAAGUGUGGCACAGGACAAAAGUAUGGUGGCAUUCCAGAUUUCACCCACCGAAGUGUUCAGUACGUGGAAAAAAAAGCAAAACUCAAGUCCAAAUUCUUGGAUAUGCGUAAACCAAGGAAAAGCAAAAAUACACACAUCUUCUUUACAGAGGAAUCUGAAGUAAUACGCAAAAAGAGUAAAACUUUGAAGAAG